UUGAUUUCCCUUUCAGACUGGACGUUAAAUCACUGUUGACAACAGGCCCGCCGAUGGGGAGUUUGGGACCACCGACUCUAAAGGCUGCUUCCAGUCUCCUCGCCCGAGUAGAUGCUACCGUGGAGCUGGGCUCUUCAAAAUGGCAGCUGUGGUCAAGUUCCAGAAAGAUCUGACGUCUUUUUAACCCAGUAGCAAAAUAUGGGGCUGUAUCCCUGCAGACCCAAAGGAGAAAAGUCCGAUGGCUCAGAUGGCCACGUGCUCCAACACCUCGUGCUUAAUCGGACCGUGGGCACCUCGGCUACCUACAGCAAGAGUUAGCGCAGCUCCUGGGUUCCGAGGUGAGGUGUCGGAAGGUGCAAACCACCGCGGUAAAUCGCGUCUUCAGGUGUUUAGUUUUUUUGUUUUUUGUUUUUUAACCGACGCUAAGAAGCCCUCGUUGCUCUGUUCGGAUAGGUGGGAAAACAGCGCUGGUCUGAACUUCUAAGUUCUGAGGUCCACUCUGCCUUGCGUCCACAGAGCUGCGGACCGUUUCAGCAGGCUACACUCUCCUAGCAGGCGGCCAUAACAAGGCUCCCUUGGCGCGAACUACAAGGAAACUCAAGAAACACUUAAAAACAGAAAAAAAAAUCCAUCUCAAAGAUCCGGAGUGGAGUUUUUAGGGUAGGGCUGUGCAGGAACUUGGGGACUCACUCGAGGAACUGGGGAUUGGGGCGUCCCACCUGGACGCGGGAGACAAAAGUUAAGGGGGUCCCACCAAGGGGGUCGCCAACACGCUUUCUGCCCGAUUGGCGGAAGCGUUCAGACUUUUCUUUAUGGCGUCACCGAGUACCUGCCUGUAGGAAGGCUCCAGUUGCGUGACGUCACGCUGCAGUGACCAAUGAACGGCCCGAGCCGGCAGGCCCCGAGGAGGGUUGUGGGCCCUUCUUUUUGUGAAUGAAGCUCCACGGAACAUCCCUCCUGGGGGUCCCCGGGAGCCGCGGCCCGCUGAGCUCGGACGCCCCGGCAGCAGCGUCCCAGGGAGCGCGCGCUUUGCUCCAGCCACCGGCCAGCGCUGUGGGGCCCCCGGGACGCGGGCAGCGGGAGACGCAGCGCGAGGACCCAGGCCGGGUUGCCGGGCCAUGGUCGCGGUCCCCUGACGGGCCGCGGCCGCCUCCAUGAAGCGUAAGAGCGAGCGGCGCUCGGCUUGGGCCACCGCGCCCCCCUGCUCACGCCGCAGCUCGUCCUCCUCUCCCGGUGUGAAGAAGAGCCGCAGCUCCACGCCGCAGGAGCUGCACCGCCUGGAGCAGCAGGACGACCUGUACCUGGACAUCACGGACCUGCCGGGUACUUCUCUUGCCCUGCUUUCCAGAUGCUUUGGAGUCAUGAGACGGGAGGGCGCAGGGACCCCUCUGAUGGCCGAGGUGAUCCGAGAUCGCCUUUGUUUUGCCAUUCUCUACAGCAGACCAAAGAGUGCAUCAAACGAACAUUAUUUCAGCAUAGAUAACGAGCUAGAGUAUGAGAACUUCUAUGCGGAUUUUGGACCACUCAAUCUGGCCAUGGUUUACAGAUAUUGUUGCAAGAUAAAUAAGAAGCUCAAGUCCAUUACAAUGCUGAGGAAGAAAAUUAUCCAUUUUACCGGCACUGAUCAGAGAAAGCAAGCGAAUGCCGCCUUCCUUAUCGGGUGUUAUAUGGUUAUAUAUUUGGGGAGGGCACCAGAAGACGCGUAUAGAACAUUAAUCUUCGGGGAUACAGCCUAUAUUCCUUUCAGAGAUGCUGCCUAUGGAAGCUGCAGUUUCUACAUUACACUUCUCGACUGUUUUCAUGCAGUAAAAAAGGCAAUCCAGUAUGGCUUCCUUAAUUUCAACUCAUUUAACCUCGACGAAUAUGAACACUAUGAAAAAGCAGAAAAUGGAGAUUUCAACUGGAUAAUACCAGAGCGGUUUCUUGCCUUCUGUGGGCCACACUCAAGAUCCAGGCUGGAAAGUGGUUACCACCAACAUUCUCCUGAGACUUAUAUUCCAUAUUUUAAGAAUCACAAUGUAACUACCAUUAUCCGUCUGAAUAAAAGGAUGUAUGAUUCUAAGCGCUUUACGGAUGCUGGAUUCGAUCACCAUGAUCUUUUCUUUCCGGAUGGCAGCACCCCUGCUGAGGCAAUUGUCCAAGAAUUUCUGGAUAUUUGUGAAAAUGUCGAGGGUGCCAUUGCGGUGCAUUGCAAAGCUGGCCUCGGUCGAACAGGCACACUGAUAGGCUGCUACCUCAUGAAACAUUACAGGAUGACAGCAGCCGAGAGCAUUGCCUGGCUCAGGAUAUGUAGGCCCGGCUCAGUGAUUGGGCCCCAGCAACAGUUUCUGGUCAUGAAGCAAUCGAGCCUCUGGCUGGAAGGUGACUAUUUCCGUCAAAAGUUGAGAGGGCAGGAGAACGGACCCCUCAGAGACGCCUUCUCCAAACACCUUUCAGAUGUCGAUGACAUUUCGAUAAAUGGGCUUGAGAAUCAAGACAGUCAAGAGCCUGAGCUGUAUAGUGAUGAUGAUGAAGUCAGUGGAGUGACACAAGGAGACAGACUUCGGGCCCUGAAAAGCCGGAGACAGCCGAAAACCAACGCUAUCCCCCUCACAGUAAUUCUUCAGUCCAGUGUUCAGAGCUCUAAAACCCCUGAACCUAACCUUUCUGGCAGUGCAGGCAUUACUAAACGAACCACCAGAUCUGCUUCGGGGAAAAGCAGUCUUAAAAGCCUGGCUCCUUGGAGGGAGAGGAGGAGAAGGAGUGCUUUGCAGCACAUGCCCAUGCUGGCCUUAUGUCCAGCCAUUUCAAGGACUAAGACAGUCUUACGGUAAAGUAAAAAACCGGUGAACAGCACUCCAGGGAAGACUAGGAACAGAACACCCCAAAGGAUUUAGCCAAUCGAUCUGAGAACAAAGCAGACUCUGCAAUGGCCUUAGCUUCUUUCCACAUAAGUUCAUUCAAUGAGGAAAAUGUCACUGGCCUGUCAUCCACUCACUGACUCGGGGUGUGGUUGAACCAUUUGAAGGCCUGACUCUCCCUUUCAUAAUCUCAAGUCGGACAAAAGCUGCUGUUGUGAAUUUAGUCUCAGGUGUCAAUACCCUGUCCUCUGCCACCAGAGAGCUGUCUGGUGAGUGUAGUACAUGUGUGUCCCUGUGAUGGCAAUCAUAUUUGCUGCUGGCCUCCAGAAGACUGGGGGAUCUGAUGGAGAUCUCUCGGGUAUUUAUUCCUGUUCGGCCUGUGGCCCCGACUUGCAGUUUAUAAAGAUGUAAGAGAUGAACCCCUCUAGUGGUACCCUCCAUCUUAAGGUGUGAUUUGGUACGGUCAGCCUCACUUUACUCUCGUUAACGCUGUUGUGAUGUUCGUUCACUGCGUGAAGUACCCAAGCUGCUUGUCUUUCACCAAAGAGUGCUUUAUUAACAAUCUGUGAAUACUGCAUUUAAACACUGUCGUAUGUUGUUGUGGUUACCAAAAACCUGCUAGAAAAUGUUGAUGAGAGCAUUGGAACCCUUUCUCAGUCAAAUGGUUCCUACAAAUCCUUUCUUGUGUCAUUUAGGAAGAAGAUUUCAGAGCUGAGAUGUUGUUGGGUUGCUCAGUCA
Molecule: messenger RNA, 3578 nt
Organism: Rattus rattus (black rat)
Lineage: Eukaryota; Metazoa; Chordata; Mammalia; Rodentia; Muridae
Gene: Cdc14b
Product: cell division cycle 14B
Exons: 16
Coding region: 1155-2813 (552 amino acids)
Biological process (GO): cilium assembly; positive regulation of cytokinesis; microtubule cytoskeleton organization
Cellular component (GO): nucleolus; centrosome; spindle pole
Molecular function (GO): protein tyrosine/serine/threonine phosphatase activity; protein serine/threonine phosphatase activity
Source: RefSeq, a predicted model, not a curated record